This is a messenger RNA of Oncorhynchus masou masou (cherry salmon), 2990 nucleotides long. Its product is annotated as protein asteroid homolog 1-like. The transcript is spliced from 4 exons. Bases 79 to 2166 code for a protein of 695 amino acids. NCBI's taxonomy places the organism in Eukaryota, Metazoa, Chordata, Actinopteri, Salmoniformes, Salmonidae. Gene Ontology annotation, molecular function: nuclease activity. The record is from RefSeq and is a predicted model, not a curated record.
ACUAGCCUCACUCAGUCAGUCCCAUGACUGCUGAAACUCUUCACUGAGAAAGACAUCACAUCCCAGACAGAGCACACCAUGGGCGUCCAGGGAUUGACCAGCUUUAUGGAGGAGAAUGGAAACAUUUUAAAAGAUGUUCACUUCAGAAACAGCAAGUUGAUCAUCGAUGGUAGUAAUCUGUUCAACUUGCUUUAUUUUAACUCACGUUUGGAUCAGAGUCAUGGAGGGGAUUAUGAUGCUUUUGAGGACCAGGUCUGCAAGUUCUUUAAGGCUCUGAGAGACUGCGACAUUGACCCCUUUGUGAUUGUAGAUGGGGGCUCCGACUACACCGACAAAAAGUUUGAUACUCUCAAAAAACGAGCUCUAUCAAGGAUCAACACUGCCAACGACUUAUCCAUGGGGCUUCAGGGGAGCGGUGGUAUAUUACCAACCCUCAUCAAACAUGUCUUCAAACAGGUCCUCUCCAGCCUGAAGGUGCCGUACGCACAGUGCAUUUGUGAGGCAGACCAAGAAAUAGCCUCCCUGGCUCGAAGUUGGAACUGUCCAGUGCUGUCUAAUGACAGUGACUUUUAUAUCUUUGACAUCCAGGCAGGAUUUCUGCCUAUCUCCCAUUUUCACUGGCAGAAAGUGCCUAUGCAACGCGGGAGCUCUAUAAGAUACAUUCCCUGCAAGCAGUACACCACAACAAGCUUCUGCAGACACUUCAACAUCAACAGAAAGGUUCUCCCGGUCUUUGCCUCUGUGGCAGGAAAUGACUACAUCAAGUUGCAUAACAUGGGUGUUUCCCUCAGGUGGGAAGAAUACACGUCAAUGAAAGGAAGGUUUGCCCGCUUCGACGGCUUGCUGAAUUGGCUGACCCCCUUCCAUGGGCAGAAGGAUGCCUUGGACUCUGUGCUCAGGCUCAUCAGUCAUAGUAACAACAGACAGAAAACAGGGGCUGUCCUCCAUGGCCUCUCCCUGGGCAUAGAAGAGUACCAUCUUCCCCCUAGUUGCCUGGAGCGGUUCUUCAACGAUGGAGUGGGACCAGGGCCCGGCCGUCUCCCAGAGCCUCUGAGGGUCCUUCCAGACUGGACCCUGCUGCCGUUGAUGGAAGGUAGACUUCCCUCCUGCAUGGUAGACGUGCUGCUGCUGGGAAGGAUGAUGCAGGGUGCCCAGGUGGAAGAUCCCAGCUUGCCAUGUGGGAACAACACCUCUCGGUACAUACGACAGGUACUCUACGGGCUGCUGCUGAGUGGGAGGACGGCAGACCACAGUAGUCAGAGACCCCCAGUUGAUGAAGUGGAGGAGUAUUACAGGGAAGGCAAGAGCCUGACCAGCAGCAUGGUUGAAGCCGUCCUGCCCAGUGCUGCAGAACAUAUACAGCUAGACACUCUGAAUCAGGCACCAAGGUUAGUGCAGCUUAAGGUAUUUUUGGAGACACUUGGUGUGUCCCAGUCCACUUUGAGCGGUGUUCCGCCUCAUCUGCGUCUUCCUGUGGCUGUCACCUGCUACUGGCUGAGACACGCCCACCCCCCUCCAGAACUCCCUGUCCUGCAGGCCCUGCUACUAGGAUUGGUGUACGGAGAGCUCUGCAGACAGAGGAAGAGCCAAAGAGGGUUUAUGGAGGGACCAGUGUUGGAGAGGCUGAUUCAGAGAGGUAGAAGGAGCCUAGACCUGGGUGUGGCCCACGCCUACAGCCAGUGGCAGUGCUGCCUGAAAGAAAGCCUUCACCUCAACCAACUGCUGUGCUUCCCAUUAGCCGAGCCUCAGUGUGCCUGGCUGUACAAGGGCACUCUGGUGCACCAGCUUGUGACCAAACUGAGAGGGGGGUUAACCCCAGAUUCUCUCCUGAUGGGAGGCCCUUGCUCUGGGCAGCUGUAUAGGGCCAUGCUGGGAGCCAUACUCAACUCCAAUGAUGCUCCUGUCAUCCCCUUGGUGUCUGGGCCACAGAGGGCCACACCUCCAUCCUUGACACAGCCACUGGACAAUCUGACGGCCCAUCUACACAUUCUGGCUCUUGAAUAUGAUGAUGAUGAUGGUGCUGCAGAUGGGAGCAAGGCCAAGCCAGAGGACGAUCUGGGUUGGACUUUGGUCUCAGUGCGGACCCGGCACAAGAGCAAGGACAGAUUCAACCGAUCUAGGAAUCCAGAAUUCUCCCGGAAGCAGGGGCGGAUCGGCUGGGAAUAGGGAGGGACCAUUAUAUAACUGUUUAGAUAUAGAGACGUUCUGCUCAACUCUUUAAGGUUUUUAUUGUUCUUAGGUGUGCUGUCGUAGCUGAAUCUGAAUUAGUUAGGUAACAUUGAUAAAUAAGAUGUUUUAUUUUUUCUCAUUAUAUGCUUCUCUAGGGAAAAGUCACUUGGGGCCCAGAGAGGGGAGAGGUCAGGCUUGUCUUUUACAUGUCUGGUAAUAGGCAGAAUAUAAGAAAGGGAGAUGUCAGGGUUGAACAGUCUUCAUAGUGAAUAUAUCUGUGAAACCAUGUGAAGGGCUCCACUAUGUCUGUACUCCAGUCACUCCCUCCUUUUCCCAUUGGGGGGAGGAGUGUGGCAGUGUCUGGAACCAUUGUAUGUCCCCUCUGAUGUUGAAACUUAUCUUUCAUAGUAUAUGACCUAGAGGCUCACUCCUCUCAGGGAGCUUGUCCAGGGGUGAGUUGUAUUUGAGUUGGGAGUAUCUAGAAUUGAAUUGAUAUAUGCCAAUGGACGAGGUAAUGUUUUGGUAAUAGGAAGUACCAAGAACGAGAAGUAGAACCUCGUCUUAGAGAGCAAACUGAACGAUAAUUUAUAGCUAAUGCUAUCUGGCUAUGGGAUACUCCUCUUUCAAGUAAAAUGCCCUUUGUGAAGUUCCUAAGAUCUGUGGUUCGUCAUUGUGAGUUGAGAGGGGUGCAUCUUGGCUAUAAAAGAUGAAGUAUUAUUUUGUAAGCACUCUGAGAAUUCAUUUAUAGACACUGAAUUGAUAUGAGAGUCAAAGGGCUAUGGUGAAGCUCAUAUUAUUAAAAUAUGAAGUUUAAAUUAUAA